UUCUUUCCAUUGGCAUUGCAAGUUCUUCCUCGCAUCAAGUCGCAUCGCAAGAGGAGAGGGCAACAGCUCUCCGCCCCUCCUGCUGCCCAGCAUCGAGAUCCAGUCGCUGCCUGUGGCGUUGACCCCCUCCUCUCCUUUUUCUUCUCCCGUUUGCUUGCCGUGCCCACUAUCUCGCUUGUGGCCUUCGUUUCCUGGCGGCGAAGACUGGGCGGGGCGAGUGGCGCCGCCCUCUGCUAGGUCUUGAUCGAGUCCUUCGCCGGCGACUAGCACCCACCAGGUUAUGCACUCAUGAAGACAGAGGUCGAGGAGGUAAGCAUUGGACAGUUCUGGACUGAGGAAGACAAAGCCCUCUGUUCUUCCGUGCUGGGCUCGGAUGCCUUCACAUAUCUAACAAAAUGUGGUGGUGCCAUAUCUGAAGGUCUUGUAGCAGCAUCUGUGUUGGCAGAUUUGCAAAAUAAACUCCAGAACCUAGUUGAGGCUGAUGAUCAGAGCAUUCGUUGGGACUAUGCCAUCUUCUGGCAGCUCUCCCGCACAAAAUCUGGUGCUAUUGUCCUUGGCUGGGGUGAUGGAUCUUGCCGUGAACCCCAUGAUAGUGAGAUUGGCUUUGCUACAUCUAUGAGUGUUGAUGAUGCAUCUUUGGUGACCAGACAGAAGAUGCGGAAGCGGGUGCUGCAGAGGUUGCACACAGCAUUUGCUGGGGCUGACGAGGAGGAUUACGCUCCUGGAAUUGACCAGGUCACUAACACUGAAAUAUUCUUUCUAGCAUCUAUGUAUUUUGCGUUUCCACGUCACGUUGGUGGUCCUGGGAAAGUUUUUGGUGCAGAGGCACCUCUUUGGAUUCCAAACAAUAAGCACAAUGUUUCCCCAGCAAAUUAUUGUUACCGGGGAUUCCUUGCAAAUGCAGCGGGAUUCAAGACCAUUGUGCUAGUGCCAUUCAAAGCUGGUGUACUUGAGGUAGGUUCAAUGCAGAAUGUACCUGAGAGUGCUGAAGCUCUGCAAACUAUAAGGUCAAUGUUUCUUGGGACAUGCAGUGACAGGAUAGCAAUUGAGAAGCAUGAGGAUAGUAGUUCUGUUCAAAUAUCGCCAGGUUUGACAAAGAUUUUUGGGAAGGAUUUGAGUAUCAGACAACCUUCAGACAGCAAAGGAGCUGAUCCAUCAAAGGUGGAUGAAAGUUCAAUGAUUGCACAGAAGAGUGGUGGUGGUGAGAGCAGGUUGCUACCUAAUCUCCGGAAAGGUUUGCAGAAUUUCUCAUGGAGUCAGUCUCGAGGCCUGAGUUCUGAUCAGCAGAAGUUUGGCAAUGGUAUCUUAGUUGAGACAAGCGAGACUGCAAAUUGCAGCAAUGGAGCUUCUCAUAGCACCACAGUGAGCCCAUUUCAGCUUCAGAAUCCACAGCAGAUCUUGGCCCAACAAGCAUCUCAGCCCCGAGGGCCAAUGCAAAUUGAUUUUCGUGUAGGUUCCAGUUCCAAGUUUGGUGUUUUGAUUUCUCAAAAAGCCAUGUUGGAUGUGGAUAAGGGCAAUGCCAAUGACUUGUUCGAUGAGGAAAGGGAGGGUCGACAGCCAAGGAAGAGGGAAAGGAAACCAACAAACGGGAGAGAGGAACCACCGCUUAGCCAUGUUGAGGCUGAGCGUCAGAGAAGGGAAAAGCUCAACAAGCGAUUCUGUGCUCUGAGAGCUAUUGUGCCCAACAUCUCAAAAAUGGAUAAGGCAUCCAUUCUGGAAGAUGCUGUAAUGCAUAUCGGUGAUCUCAAGAAGAAACUGGAAAAGUUGGAGGCAGAGCGGGAUCAACUUCCAGAGCAAACACCUGGGCCAGAAGUGGACAUCCAGGUGGUGCAAGGCGAGAUUCUUGUUCGAGCGGUAUCUCAGAUUGAAAACCAUCCAAUACAAAAGGUGCUCCAAGCAUUUGAAGAUGCAGAGGUCAAAGUAGGUGAGUCAAAGGUCACAGCCAACAAUGGGACAGUUGUGCAUUCCUUUGUUAUCAAGUCCCCUGGCUCUGAACAGCAUACACGAAAGAAAUUGCUUGCCUCUAUUUCUAAUGCAACUAGCGCUGUGUAGAAUUGGGUGACUACUUGUUAUAUUAGACAGAUUAUUUUUGGUAGCAGUCAACUGGUAACAACUGAUGACAUCCGUCGGUAUCGGGACUGUCGGUAUACCUGGUAUAUCCACAUAUAUAACUCAGAUCCUUACAUAGAAACAAAAAUCUGUAAGUAAAGGUCACCAUUGUAAAAUUUGCAACCGUCUGUUCCGGUUAUUCAUCAAUUGCUUGUCGAUUGGUGACAUGGCAGUUGAAAUGGGAGAGGGUGCUCUUACAUUUGAAUGAACAGACGUUUUGGCAGUACUAACAUAUUGUAUCUGUGUCAUUCAAUUCUACCUACUUAGUCAUAUGAUUAUAACGUUCGGACUGAUGCCUUUUUUGUAACACACUAACACUAUUUGAUGAAAUGCCAUGGUUUGAUCUGUCAUUUUUUUUAA
Sorghum bicolor (sorghum) is the source of this 2469-nucleotide messenger RNA. RefSeq names its product transcription factor bHLH13. Gene Ontology annotation, cellular component: nucleus. Gene Ontology annotation, biological process: regulation of DNA-templated transcription. The coding region runs from base 289 to 2052 and encodes 587 amino acids. NCBI's taxonomy places the organism in Eukaryota, Viridiplantae, Streptophyta, Magnoliopsida, Poales, Poaceae. The transcript has 2 exons. Gene Ontology annotation, molecular function: protein dimerization activity; transcription cis-regulatory region binding; DNA-binding transcription factor activity. The record is from RefSeq and is a predicted model, not a curated record.